This is a messenger RNA of Prunus armeniaca (apricot), 1641 nucleotides long. The record is from the annotation of a GenBank genome assembly. NCBI's taxonomy places the organism in Eukaryota, Viridiplantae, Streptophyta, Magnoliopsida, Rosales, Rosaceae.
AUGCAUCAUGCACCUAGAUACCAUAGCAUUCUAAGUAAUUUAACUUGGAACCAAGUUACCAUUCUCCGUGGGAUCGACCUCUUGUUAAGGAUAGGCUCAACAUGUAUCAUCUCCAGUCAUGUAAUUCAUGGUGAGAAUACUUAUCCAUUCAAACUUCCAGAGUGUGCAAAGCCUCAGUCUCAGCCUGUUCCAGCAUCCACAUCUCCUAGUUCUAUUCCUAUUCUAGUAUCUCCUUUGCCUUUCACUGUAGAACCAACAUUAUCUUCUUCCUCCUCUCCUUCUCAACAUCCUAAUGUGCCUCUUGAUGAUGUUAGUUCAGAAUUACGCGCUUCAGAUUUUGCAUUACAAUCUUCUGAUCAUUUUCGGGCUUCUUUAGCUUCCAAACUUCAAGUGAUGUCACUUCCUCUUGGGUUAUCUUCUGAUGUUGAUACUGGUUCACAGCUCGUAGCUACAGCUGCAUCUCCUUCUUCUACUACUGUGUCUAUUCCUCAUAAUACACAUACAUUAGAUGAACCAAAUAGUUAUAGGGUUGCUUCCUCUAGCCCUGAUUGGAUUAAGGUUAUGACUGAAGAAAUUAAGGCUUUACAAAUGCAAGGGACAUGGUGUUUAGUUCCUCCACCUCCUAACACCAACAUAGUUGGCAGUAAAUGGAUUUAUAAGAUCAAGGGGAAUGCUGAUGGCAUAGUAUCAAGGUAUAAGGCUAGGCUUGCCGCACAUGGGUUUAGCCAGGAAGCAGGUUUUGACUAUACUGAAACAUUCAGUCCAGUAGUUAGGCACACUACUGUCAGGAUUGUUUUGAGCGUGGCUGCUAUGAAAGGUUGGGAUCUUCGACAAUUAGAUGUUAAAAAUGCAUUUUUGCAUGGAGAGUUGGAAGAGGAAGUGUACAUGAGGCAGCCACAAGGAUUUGAAGAUCCUAUACUUCCUCAUUAUGUGUGUAAAUUGCAUAAGUCACUAUAUGGCUUGAAACAAGCACCAAGGGCGUGGAACUCAAAGUUUACAGGGUAUCUCCCAGCUCUAGGAUUCAAGGCCUCUCAUUCUGAUCCUAGCUUGUUCGUGAAGUCUACAGAAUAUGAUCUAGUUGUGUUACUUUUAUAUGUGGACAAUAUAAUAAUUAUUGGUUCUAAUGAGCAACUCAUUCAAGUAGUUAUUAGUGAUCUUGGAUCUGUGUUUGAUGUGAAAGACAUGGGUAAAUUGACUUACUUUCUGGGUCUGCAAGUGUCAUAUCCUACACCUGGUGCAAUCUUUGUCAAUCAGACCAAGUACGUAGGGGAUCUAUUGCACAAGGCUGGUAUGACUACAUGUAAAACUUGUCCAACACCUUGUAAGCCACAUACUCAGGUGUUGUCGACUGGUGGUGAACCUUUGAAGGAUCCUACUCUAUAUAGAAGCAUUGUUGGAGCUUUACAAUAUUUAACUUUUACCAAACCAGAUAUAGCGUAUUCAGUAAACACAGUCUUCCAGUACAUGACCAAUCCAACUGAAGGUACUCUUACAUAUGGUAUUCACUUUGGUCCUGUUCCUUGGCACUUGUCUGCAUAUAGUGAUUCUAUCUGGGCUGCAGACCCUUCCACCAGAAGAUCUACAACAGGCUGUGUUGUUUUCCUUGGUGCAAAUCCAAUUUCAUGGCAGUCUAAAAGGUAA